GUCGUUGGAGGUUACAAAUUUAUUUUAUUACUUAAGUCAGAAAUUCGAAUUUCAUUGAUUAUAUGGCAAUCUCGAAAGUCUUGUGCUGCCUAACAAAUGCCAAUUUCAUUAGUUAUACCGCAAACUCAAGAUCCAUUUACCCCUCCAAAAUAAUACAUCAAAAUUUUUUUUCAAAAGAUAUGAAAAACUGACUGGUAGACAACUAGUUCAUACAUUUUUUCACUUUCCUCAAAGUUUUAAAAUAUUUUUUUAAAAUUUAUUAACAAUACAAUAAGCUGAGAAUGUUUACAAAAUGAAUUAUAAAUCUCAAAAUUCUAAUUUUUAAAGUGGAUAAAGAGAAGGGGUAAAAUUAUAAAGAUGUCUUUCUCAUGGGGAAGCAGGUAAUAAAUGUAAAAACUAAUUCCAUUAAUGAUCAGCCUCCAAAUUGUUUAAUCCAUAUUUACAGAUCUGCACGCAUUUUCAAAGAAAAUCUCAACUUGCACCAAUGCGAAAUUCAUUGAAUUCACUUGAAAUUCCCAUCUUCCUAAUACAAAUUUCAGAUCAAAUUUAAAGAUCUUCGGCAGCUAUUUGUUUAGAGUGAUUCACCGGAUCGGUCUCGCAUUCGAUAUUCAAUGAGUUAUCGAAGGGAUCAGAGAUCCUCCAGGGCUUCACUCUUUGAUGAUAUUGAAGAAGGUGGUCUCAGGACCUCCUCUCGUGAUAUCGAUGAACGCGACAAUGAUAAAGCUAUUGACAGCUUACACGAUCGAGUCAGCUAUUUGAAAAGACUGACUGGCGAUAUACAUGAAGAGGUGGAAAGUCAUAACCGAAUACUGAGCCAAAUAGUAAGAAAUUGCUUGGUGAAACUAAGCUUAUCUUCCAAAGUUUUGAGUUAUGGAGUACAUUAGUUUUUAAUGUUUUUGUUCUUGAAUUAGGGGAAUGGUAUGGAUUCUACUAGAGGAAUCAUGGCAGGGACCAUGGGUCGAUUUAAAGCGGUAAAUUACUAGAUCUCUUUAUUUUUCUCAUGUCGUAUAUUGCAUAGAUUUAUCUCAACCUUGGCAAACUAAUAUUACAGUAUGUUCUGUUUUAGGUGUUUGAGAAGAAAGCACAUCGAAGGAUGUGCAAACUCGUAGUUUGUUUUGUGAUUUCAUUUCUGGCUAUCUGCUACUUCAUCAGGCAAGUAUCUCUUCCAUAAGUUUUUCUGUUAAUUUAUGGGUGUGUAGAUUCUGAUGUAGAAUGAAGAUCCUUAGACAACAUAUCACUGUAUUUGAUGAGUCUGAUUUUAGAGCUUAGGGUGAGUUUCUCAAAGUUACGAGGACAUAGAUGUUGUUAAAUACUGAAUUAUCUUAUUCUGGGAUAAAAUGCCAACUUGUAGUAGUAUUUAUUGUGGUUUUGUUAUGACUUUGCUGUAUAGUGCAAUUUCUGCUCCAACUUGGAGCUGAAAGUUUGAGAUCUCUAGAAUGCUUGGGAAAUAAAGCAAGAAGCAAUGCACUAGAAAGAGGGGGACGUUUGAUUAUGAGAGAAAUGGAUAAAUUAAUGUUCUUGGAUCUAAUAAUUACCAUUUUGACUGAAGCUCUUAUACCAGUUUGGAGGGUUCUAAUAUAGGUAGGACAGGGGAAUAGGAUAGUGAGGAAAGUGGAGAUUGGUACUUCUUGAACUAAUUAGCAUUUGUCUGCAGGUUUCUCUUCCAGUUCCUUUACGGUUAAGGUAGGAUUGCACCGCCCAAUUCACAGAUCGAAGAAGCAGAGCCCAAAACAAGGCUAGAACCUCAUCUCUCAUUGCCAAAGAGUCAUUUUCUCACAUUCGAUUGGUGUUGUGGAAUGUGAAAUGCCAACGCCUGAAAAAACCCUUGUGCAUUGAUCUCAUCUAAUGCUUGAGCUAGAAGCAUUCUUCAAUUGUAUUUACACAGGAAAGUUUUGGAGUGUUGAAGAUUGUGUAAACAGUGAAGGAUCUCUAAAGAAGGGGAGAUUCUUGUUACUUUGGUUACUCUUUCGUCUUUGUUGAUAACCAAUGUUAUACCUCUCUAUGUGGUUAGUAUAAAGUACAAAGCAUUAUGGGUUGUUUGAUUUGGUCGUGUAGUCCUCUAUCUAUAUUUGAAACAUUUUCUUGAGUUUUAGCAAGUGGAUGAUAAUUUUUCAAUUCUUACUAGUACAGAUAGAUGUAACUUACAAGUUACAAGUUCAUUCAAUGUCAACAGAUCGAUAGUCAAAAUUCAAACAUGGAAAAAUGAAGCCUAAUGUAAGAAAUGCUGGACUUUGAAACAAUUGGAUUUACU
Molecule: messenger RNA, 2251 nt
Organism: Oldenlandia corymbosa var. corymbosa
Lineage: Eukaryota; Viridiplantae; Streptophyta; Magnoliopsida; Gentianales; Rubiaceae
Source: the annotation of a GenBank genome assembly